CCAGUCAGCUGGUUCAUAUAAAGGGUGUGAGCCAGGCCUGCAUACUCAGUGAUGGCGUCUGCUUGGUGGCCCUGCCUCAUCUUGGCUCUGCUCUCUGGCUCGGUGGCCUUUGGCUUCCCGAGAAGCCCUUCCCGGCUGCUUGAGAAACGGAGCCUCCUGGAAGGGGUGGUUGAUGGCAUUGAGGUCUACAGCACCAAGAUCAGCUGCAAGGUGACCUCCCGCUUUGCUCACAAUGUCGUCACCACAAGAGCCGUCAACCGGGCAGAUGCCGCCAAAGAGGUUUCCUUUGAUGUGGAGCUGCCCAAGACAGCCUUCAUCACCAACUUCACCCUGACCAUUGAUGGUGUUACCUACCCUGGGAAUGUCAAGGAAAAGGAAGUCGCCAAGAAGCAGUAUGAAAAGGCUGUGUCCCAGGGCCAGACAGCAGGCUUGGUCAAGGCCUCUGGGCGGAAGUUGGAGAAAUUCACAGUGUCAGUCAAUGUGGCUGCGGGCAGCAAGGUCACGUUUGAGCUAACCUAUGAAGAGCUGCUGAAGAGGCACAAGGGCAAGUACGAGAUGUACCUUAAGAUCCAGCCCAAACAACUGGUCAAGCACUUCGAGAUCGAGGCAGACAUCUUCGAGCCCCAGGGCAUCAGCACGCUGGAUGCUGAGGCCUCGUUCAUCACCAAUGAUGUCCUGAACAGUGCCCUCACCAAGUCCUUCUCAGGGAAAAAGGGCCGUGUGUCCUUCAAGCCCAGCUUGGACCAACAGCGUUCAUGCCCAAACUGUACAGACUCCCUCCUCAAAGGAGAUUUCAUCAUCACCUAUGAUGUGAACAGAGCAUCUCCGGCCAAUGUGCAGAUAGUCAAUGGCUACUUUGUGCACUUCUUCGCACCCCAAGGCCUUCCUGUGGUGCCUAAGAGUGUGGUCUUCGUGAUUGAUGUCAGCGGCUCCAUGCAUGGUCGGAAACUGGACCAGACCAAGGAUGCUCUCCUCAAAAUCCUGGAGGAUAUGAAACAGGAGGACUACCUGAAUUUCAUCCUGUUCAGUGGAGAUGUGACCACUUGGAAAGACAAUUUAGUUCAAGCCACUCCUGAGAACAUCCAGGAGGCCAGGACGUUUGUGAAUAGUAUUCGUGAUCAAGGAAUGACCAACAUCAAUGACGGGCUGCUGAGAGGCAUCAACAUGUUGAAGAAGGCUCGAGAAGAGAACAUCGUCCCGGAGAGGAGCACCUCCAUCGUCAUCAUGCUGACCGACGGGGACGCCAAUGUUGGUGAAAGCAGACCUGAAAAAAUCCAGGAGAACGUGAAGAAUGCCAUCGGAGGCAGGUUCCCUUUAUAUAACCUGGGCUUUGGCCACAAUCUGAAUUAUAACUUCCUGGACAGCAUGGCCCUGGAGAACAAUGGGUUUGCCCGGCGCAUCUAUGAGGAUUCUGAUGCCAACUUGCAGUUGCAGGGCUUCUAUGAGGAGGUGGCCAACCCUCUGAUGACAGGGGUGGAGGUGAAGUACCCUGAGAACGCUAUCCUGGACCUCACCCAGAACACGUACCCGCACUACUAUGAUGGCUCUGAGAUCGUGGUGGCUGGACGCCUGGUGGACGAGGACAUGAACAACUUUAAGGCGAAUGUGGCAGGUCAUGGGGCCAUCAAUGACCUGACCUUCACAGAGGAGGUGGACGUGAAGGAGAUGGAGAAGGCCCUGCAGGAGCAGGACUACAUUUUUGGGAACUACAUCGAGCGGCUCUGGGCCUACCUCACCAUCGAGCAGCUGCUAGGGAAACGCAAGAAUGCCCAUGGGGAUGAGAAGGAGAAUCUCACAGCCCAGGCCCUGGACCUGUCCCUCAAGUACCACUUUGUGACUCCACUGACCUCUAUGGUGGUGACCAAGCCUGAGGACCAUGAGAACAAGAUGGCCCUUGCCAACAAGCCUGGGGAAGGGCUUGCGGAUGCAGUGAUCCCCUCCACGGCUUACCUGAACAGCUACAACCCUCCUUCACCACCUUCCUACUAUGUGGAUGGGGACCCCCACUUCAUCAUCAAUGUCCCAGAGAAAGAUGAUGCCAUCUGCUUCAACAUCGAUGAAGACCCAGGCACAGUGCUGCGCCUCAUUCAGGACCCCAUCACAGGCUUCACAGUUAAUGGGCAGAUCAUCAGUGACAAGAGAGACAGCUCUAACUCCGAGACCAGAAAGACUUACUUUGGCAAACUGGGCAUUGCUAACGCUCAGAUGGACUUCCGGAUUGAGGUGACUCCUGAGAAGAUUACCCUGUGGAAUGGGGCUGCACAGAGCACAUUCAGCUGGCUGGACACAGUCACGGUCACGCAGAAUGGGCUGUCCGUGAUGAUCAACAGGAAGAAGAACAUGGUGGUCUCCUUUGGAGAUGGGGUGACCUUUGUGGUGGUUCUGCACCAGGUGUGGAAGAAACAUCCCGUUCACAUUGACUUUCUGGGCUUCUACGUGGUGGACAGUCACCGGAUGUCAGCGCAGACACACGGACUGCUGGGACAAUUCUUCCAUCCCUUUGAUUUUAACGUGUCUGACAUCCACUCAGGCUCCGACCCCACAAAGCCACAGGCCACGAUGGUGGUGAAGAACCAUCAGCUGACAGUCACCAGGGGCUCCCAGAAAGACUACAGCAAGGAUGUCAGAGAUGGCACCAAGGUGUCCUGCUGGUUCGUCCACAACAACGGCCAAGGGCUGAUUGAUGGAGUCCACAGCGACUACAUUGUCCCUGACCUGUUCUGAGAUGGCUGGUCCAGCUCGCCUAGCACCUGGAACAGAGCCGAGCCUGGGGGGUGGCAACAAUAAAGGCUGAGGUGGAGACCAGA
This is a messenger RNA of Phyllostomus discolor (pale spear-nosed bat), 2807 nucleotides long. It is a transcript of the gene ITIH3, whose product is annotated as inter-alpha-trypsin inhibitor heavy chain 3. Lineage: Eukaryota; Metazoa; Chordata; Mammalia; Chiroptera; Phyllostomidae. Gene Ontology annotation, molecular function: serine-type endopeptidase inhibitor activity. Gene Ontology annotation, biological process: hyaluronan metabolic process. The record is from RefSeq and is a predicted model, not a curated record. Bases 52 to 2724 code for a protein of 890 amino acids. The transcript has 22 exons.